CAAUAAUUAAAACCCAUCCCCCAUCCCUCCCCCCUUUCCUUCCCUUAACCCCCCUCCCCCGCCCGCCCGGGCUGGGGAGCGCCAGGAAUUGACCAAGUGAAGCUACAACUUUGCUGCAUAAAUUGCGGGGUCCGGAACCAUGUCGCUGACCAACACAAAGACGGGGUUUUCAGUCAAGGACAUCUUGGACCUUCCGGACACCAACGAUGAGGAAGGCUCUGUGGCCGAAGGGCCGGAGGAGGAAAGUGAAGGGCCGGAACCCGCCAAGAGGACCGGGCCGCUGGGGCAGGGCGCCCUGGACGCUGUGCAGAGCCUUCCUCUAAAGAGCCCUUUCUACGACAGCAACGACAACCCCUACACUCGCUGGCUGGCCAGCACCGAGGGCCUCCAGUACUCCCUGCACGGGCUGGCGGCCAGCGCUCCCCCCCAAGACUCCAGCUCCAAGUCCCCAGAGCCCUCGGCUGACGAGUCACCGGACAAUGACAAGGAGACCCCGGGCGGCGGGGGAGACGCAGGCAAGAAGCGGAAGCGCCGAGUUCUCUUCUCCAAAGCACAGACCUACGAGCUGGAGCGGCGCUUCCGGCAGCAGCGGUACCUGUCAGCGCCCGAGCGAGAGCACCUGGCCAGCCUCAUCCGCCUCACGCCCACGCAGGUUAAGAUCUGGUUCCAGAACCAUCGCUACAAGAUGAAGCGUGCCCGGGCCGAGAAAGGUAUGGAGGUGACACCCCUGCCCUCGCCGCGCCGCGUGGCAGUGCCCGUCUUGGUCAGGGAUGGCAAACCGUGCCACGCGCUCAAAGCCCAGGACCUGGCAGCGGCCACCUUCCAGGCUGGCAUCCCCUUUUCCGCCUACAGCGCGCAGUCGCUGCAGCACAUGCAGUACAACGCCCAGUACAGCUCGGCCAGCACCCCCCAGUACCCGACAGCACACCCCCUGGUCCAGGCCCAGCAGUGGACUUGGUGAGCACCGACCCUCCAGGACUCGAGGCCGUAGGCCCUGGCCCCACCCCAACCGCGGCGGUGGCGAGGAGGACUCGAUCCUUACCACGGUUGUUGUUAUUAUUAUUAUAAUUAUUAUUAUAGCGUUGAGUCGACGCUCGGCUCAGUUGAGGAGGCACCGCGAGGUUGACUGUGUCUCCUCAGAGUGGCAGAUUCCAUCUCCUGACUCUGCCCCAUCCCUCCCUCCUUUGAACCUUUGGAGAGGAUAGAACUCUUAAAUCGUGUUUACAGAAUGUUUGCGCAGCUUCGCUUCUUUGCCUCUCUCUCUGAGGGGACCAAACUAUCCCAACGUUAACGUCGUCACUUGAAAAGAGAAAGGACAAGCCCCAUCCCCCGCACUGCUUUCGUGAAUUUUGUAAAAUAUGUUUGUGUGAGUAGCGAUAUUGUCAGCCUCUUAAGCAAGUGGAGAACACUUUAAAAUAUAGAGGAUUUCUUUUUUUAUAUAAGAAAAUGCAAAAAUAUUUAUGGCCAUGUACAUGUUCCGACAACUGGUGGCAGAUUUCGCUCUUCGUUGUAAAUAUCGCUGGUGACCGUUGCCAGAUGACCUCCCGGAUGGGCCUGUAUCCCCAUCAGGUCUAACUCUCCUUGUCCUUUGUUUUGGAUGGGUUAUGUUUGAGUUGCCUCCGUUUUUCUUUUUUCUUUUUGUUUUAAUUUGUUCAGUGCAAACAUUUUUCAACUAUAAAAAGGAAAACCUGUGUAGGCGAGACAUCCCCCGGCCCCAUUUUCCGGAUCCUGAGCCCUGGAGCUUGAAACUCAGAAGCUCCGAGUGGUUCCCCAAGAGCGCCGGGCGCUAAAAGCUUUCAAUUUUUUUAAAUAAGAAUUUUAAUAAAAAUCCUGU
Microtus ochrogaster (prairie vole) is the source of this 1834-nucleotide messenger RNA. Lineage: Eukaryota; Metazoa; Chordata; Mammalia; Rodentia; Cricetidae. The record is from RefSeq and is a predicted model, not a curated record.